UCGCCCCGCCCCGCCGCCUGGGUUUCGAUUCUCCUCUCUCACCCUGCGCUGCGGCCGCGCGGGGCUGUGGGGAUGAAUGGCGGGCGCAGCGGCGCAAAGCGGGAUUCCUCGGGGGCCGGACCCCGCGAAGCCCGAGGACGCGUGCGGCUGGCGCUGCCCGGAGCACCGCGACCGCGCGGCCGAGCUCUACUGUCGCCUCUGCCGCCGCUGCGUGUGCGCGCUUUGCCCGGUGCUGGGCGCGCACCGCGGCCACCCGAUCAGCUUGGCGGUGGAGGAGGCGGCGCACGUGCAGAAACUCACCCAGGAAUGUUUAAAGCAGUUGGCAACCAAGAAGCAACAGCAAGUUGGCAACAUAACGCAGAUAGAAGAUGCUACUGAGAAGCUCAAGGCUCAUGCAGAGGCAAGUAAAACCUGGCUGAUGGGAAAAUUCACUGAACUCAGAUUACUACUUGAUGAAGAGGAAGCAGUGGCCAAGAAAUUCAUUGAUAAAAAUGCACAGCUUGCCCUCCAGGUGUACAGGGAGCAAAUGGAUUCUUGUGGGGAGCAAAUCGACGUCAUAAAUGAUCUCUCCAGCAAGGUCUCAAGUAUCAGCCAGGAGUCUGAUCCUGUACAGCUGCUGCAGCAGUACACGGCAGUGAAGCAGGAGAUGGAGCGGCAGAUGAGCCUGGGGGAGCUCUGCCACCCCGUGGUCCCCUCCUUUGAGCCCGUCAAGAGCUUCUUUAAGGGAUUUGUGGAAGCCAUGCAGAGCGUGUUAGAGACACCACUGGACGUUCACCUGAAGGAAAACAUGAACUGCCAGCUCUUGGGCUCUUCCAGCACCAAUCCAGUUUCCUUGUUGAGAACAAGCCCCUCACCUGAGCGAUCACUCUUCUUAAAAUACGCGCGCACGCCUACGCUGGAUCCCGACACGAUGCACGCGCUCCUGCGGCUCUCGGCCGACCGCCUGACUGUGAGCCGCGGGCUGCUGGGUAGCUUUGGGCCCACGCCCGCGCUGCGUUUCGACAAGCUGUGGCAGGUGCUGGGCCGCGACUGCUUCGCUGCUGGCCGCCACUACUGGGAAGUGGACGUGCAGGAGGCGGGCGCCGGCUGGUGGGUGGGCGCGGCCUACGCCUCCCUGCGCCGUCGCGGGGCCUCCGCCGCCGCCCGCCUGGGCUGCAACCGACAGUCCUGGUGCCUCAAGCGGUACGACCUGGAGUACUGGGCCUUUCACGACGGCCACCGCAGCCGCCUGCGCCCCCGGGACGACCCCGACCGGCUCGGGGUCUUCCUGGAUUACGAGGCUGGCGUCCUCGCCUUCUACGACGUGUCGGGCGGCAUGAGCCACCUGCACACCUUCCGUGCUGCCUUCCAAGAGCCGCUCUACCCGGCGCUGCGACUCUGGGAGGGGGCCAUCAGCAUCCCCCGGCUGCCCUAGUGGCCGAGACCGCAGUGGCCGCCCGAGGCCCUCCACUGCUCUAGUCUCACCCGACACGGACAUGACUGGUCUACUACCUACUCUCAGCACCUCUAGCCUUUCCCCACCAGUCAUGCCUUGUGCUCUGAACGGUUCCUCUUCUAGGCCUGUUUCAAAAUGUCCUUAACUCAUGUCCACUGUUGCUGCUGUCUCACUGGACCUCCCUACCUACACCGGGGGACUUAAUACAACAUCUUUUUUAGUCCGGGUUCCUGACAGGACACACCCAGGUGGGCCCUAAGCAAGCCUCUUGACCGUGUUAAGAGUACAUUAGCCUUAGCCUCCGGACCUCCCUCGUACAGAAUGCAGAACGUCUGGCACAUAGCAAGUGCACAAUAGUGUGAGUGGGUCACCCAGCCCUGACUUCUUUAAUGUUCCUUGGCCCUGCCUCCUCUCAGCUUGUCCAUGUCACCUCCCUUCAGAACACUUGCAGGAGCCUUUUAACACCUCCUGGCCUAAACGCAUUCUCAACUCUACAGCUAGUGAUCUGCCUAAAACCUCACUUAAGCCCUUAGAAUUAUCCAGAGGUUCCCAAGUACUACAAGGAGAAAAAAACAAGCACUUUGUCUCAGCAUUCAAGGCUUUUCUAAUCUACCCCCAAAUUAAUCUUCACCUAGCUCCCUACUGCUUGCUUCAGAGACCCUCCACUCAGAACUGUGUCACAUAGUUUCAUCUCUGCAACCUUAGUUGUGUCCUCCCCCAGUAGUGCCUCAUACAUAUAGGGAAGCCCAUUUGCCUGUCUCAGUGGCCCCCUGGCUUAACGUGCCCCAGGAAGUUUCCCCAUGCCACUAGAAUCUAUCACAGCCUAAUCUAGGACCUGUCUUUCCCACAUUGGAAGCCUAAGAGCAGCUGUGUCCUGCACAGUCCUCAUCAUGAAAGGUUCAGAAAGUCCCUUCCCUCCCAGGCAGUGAGUGAAUGACCAGCAGCUGGCUAUUACUGAAUCACAGCACAGAUCACCCAGCCUGAUACUGCACGUUUGGGGAGACUAAGGUCCUGAGAGAAGGUUGCUUAGUCACCCACAAUGAUAAAAGGCUGGUCCACCCCUCAACCCUGAAGCAAGUGAUUUACUUGCCCCGGGCCUGGCCCUUUAGGCUUACCUUUCAAUGGGGGAGAUUUUAUUGCUCAUUCAUUUCUCAGGGGAUGUUGGGAAGAAAGCAGGUGACUAUUGCUAAGCAACCACAGGCAGUUUUCCCAACUGUCUUAGAACCAAAAGGAGAUGAGCCAUGAGUGGGGUUUGGGCAGCCAAGACAUCCCCAUGCUCCCCAGAUCCAGGUGUUGCCAGAGAAAUCCAGAGAGCCCCAUUUUCUGAAAAGAAGUGACAAAAAUAGAAAAAGCCAAGCCAGCAGGAUCUCACAUGGAGGACAGCUCCUCUAGCAGGAGAAAGGCGUCUUUCCUGUGUUUGUGCCUCCAUUCAAAAGGUUCAGCACCCUGAUUUGUCAAAUUCCCUGAACAGUUUUGAAGUCACACUGUGUUAAAGUUAUCUUCUUAGGUGCUUGACAGGAGGACAAUGGUAGGGUGAGGAAAACGCAAAGCUGAAUUCCCCAUGGUUUUAACAGACUCAGUAGUUAGAAACAUAGAAAACUACCUAUUUCUAACAGUUUCUGACCUAAAAAUGGCACUAGUAGGUGAUGUAAUGCGGUGAUGUAAUGCAAGUAAACACAAGACAAAAAGAACCUUAAAUGUGCCUUUAGUUCUAAACAAAUAAUUAAAAACUCUAGCUGGAUAGAUGUCUAAGCACUGUACUUCAGCUAAUCGUGAGAAAAGGUAAAUUAAUUCUACUGGGGAUGGCCCUGAGCUGAAUUCUGAUACCACAGAACAGCUAAGUUCUGUGGCAUUCCUGACAGAGGAAGAUGGAUAGACUUGAUCCCACAUCUCUAUUUAUCCCUUCAAACCAAGGCUUAUUCCCAGAUGCACAGCCCAAAAGCCAAGAAGUAAUGGCCCCUUCAGUUUUCUUAGGCACUGUUCUAAAGCUUUACAACUACUAACUUAUUUGACACAUCAUCCCUAGGAGGGAGAAGUUACCCAAUUCUACACAUGGCAAAACAGAGACACACAGUAACUUGUCAAGGUCACUCAGAGUGGUACUGGGGUCUGGGCUCAUGCCCACCAGGCCACACCGUCCGGGUGAACGCCAGCUGGUCGCAGCCAGUGUCUGCUCACUGGCUCUUGUUGCACCCCUGAUGUUUUGCUUUUGCCUGGUUACGGUGGGACUUGACUCUUACCUUUGUACUACCUUCCUUGGGCUCUGAGAUGAGGUCUUACCCCCAGAGCGAGACUUGUUUUCAGAGUCUGAAAUUCAUGUAUGACAGACAGAGCUGGACUAUGAAGCACAAAAACUGGCUUUUGCCAAACACCUGCUCUCUGCCAACUCCUGCACUAGCCAGAGCACUGCAGUUGUGGCUCACCAUCAGGUGACCACGGGCUUGUCCACUCACUUCUGUGUUCCGUGCAGUGGGGGUAGUGACCAUGCCUGCCAGUGCUGGGGGGCUCAAAUGAGCCAAAGGUUAUGACCUGUCUUUUUUUUUUUUAAACUAUAGUUGAUAUACAAUCUUACGUUGGUUUCAAAUAUA
Molecule: messenger RNA, 4023 nt
Organism: Manis javanica (Malayan pangolin)
Lineage: Eukaryota; Metazoa; Chordata; Mammalia; Pholidota; Manidae
Gene: TRIM14
Product: tripartite motif containing 14
Biological process (GO): innate immune response
Molecular function (GO): protein binding; zinc ion binding
Source: RefSeq, a predicted model, not a curated record